AUGUUCGACUGGAUGAAAGGAAUAAUAUUGUCAAAGAAACAUGCACUGAAGAGUGAGGAUAAACAGACCAUUGAUGAGAGACCUACCAUGUGCAAGAGCGAGGGUAAACAUACCACCGAUGAGAGACCAAGCACGUGCAAAAAUGAGGAAAGAGCCCAGAAGCGAUUUGCAAGGGAGCACAGCAAACGAGGGCGUGCUCGAGAGAAGGCUUUACGAAAGCAAUGGGAAGGGGACCAGAAGUUUGCUAUGAGAGGAAGCUUUGUGACGAUAGCCGGUGGUGGUGGAUGCUGA
Penicillium odoratum is the source of this 291-nucleotide messenger RNA. RefSeq lists its product as uncharacterized. Bases 1 to 291 code for a protein of 96 amino acids. The record is from RefSeq and is a predicted model, not a curated record. The transcript has a single exon. Lineage: Eukaryota; Fungi; Ascomycota; Eurotiomycetes; Eurotiales; Aspergillaceae.